This is a messenger RNA of Sander lucioperca (pikeperch), 2226 nucleotides long. Its product is annotated as gastrula zinc finger protein XlCGF57.1-like. Gene Ontology annotation, molecular function: RNA polymerase II cis-regulatory region sequence-specific DNA binding; DNA-binding transcription factor activity, RNA polymerase II-specific. Gene Ontology annotation, biological process: regulation of transcription by RNA polymerase II. The transcript has 2 exons. The record is from RefSeq and is a predicted model, not a curated record. NCBI's taxonomy places the organism in Eukaryota, Metazoa, Chordata, Actinopteri, Perciformes, Percidae. Gene Ontology annotation, cellular component: nucleus. Bases 114 to 1931 code for a protein of 605 amino acids.
AAGAAGACGGUUCAGACUUUACCGACCUAGCUAGCUAGCUAAACACCGGAGCAGUCAGCGGAGAAAAACCGUUAGUUGGCAGACAACCCGAGCAGUUAGUUUGUUCCUCAGAGAUGGACCGACACCAGAAACAACUCGAGGAGGUUUUAAAACCGAAAACGAUGCUGCGAGGAGAAGUUUUACCUUCAGAUGUCCAGAAAGUGAUUGUUGGUGAAGAACAUCAGCAGGAGUGGAGCUCCAGUCUGGACCAGGAGGAGCCAGAGCCCCUCCACAUUAAAGAGGAACAGGAGGAACUCCAGGCCAGUCAGGAUGAAGAGCAGCUUCAACGGCUGGAGGAGGCCGAUAUCACCAAGUUCUCAUUCACUCUGGUCCCUGUGAAGAGUGAAGAUGAUGAAGAGAACCCUCAGUUCUCACAGCUUCAUCAAAGACAAACUGAACAGAUGAAAAUAGAAGCUGUUGGAGAGGACUGUGGAGGACCAGAACCUGUGGAGGACCAGAAUCUGAACUCGGAUCCAGAUACACAUUUACAACCAGAUACCUACAAGACUAGAGACUCAUCUGAACCUGAGACUGAUGACAGUAAUGAUUGGAAGGAGACCGGAGAACCUCUUUCAGGUUUAAACUCUCUGAAUGGCAACAAAGUCCCUGUUAGUGAUCUGAAAGGUAGUACUGGUGAGAAAGAGUGUCUGAAAAGAUUUGGCACCAGUGGACGUCUGAAGACCCACAUGAGAUCUCAAACGGGAGAAAAACCAUUUAGCUGCUUAGUCUGUAACAAAGCUUUUACAGUGAAUGGAAGUUUACAAAAACACAUGAGAAUCCACACAGGAGAAAAACCGUUCAGCUGCUCAAUCUGUGAGAAGGCUUUUACAGAGAAUGGAUAUUUACAAACACACAUGAGAACCCACACAGGAGAGAAACCAUUUAGCUGCUCCGUCUGUAUGAAAGCUUUCGCAGUGAGUGGAAGUUUACAGAAACACAUGAGAAUCCACACAGGGGAGAAACCGUUUAGCUGCUCCAUCUGUCAGAAAGCCUUUAUACAACGUGGACAUUUACAGAAACACAUGAGAGGCCACACAGGAGAAAAACCAUUCAGCUGCUCAGUGUGUAACAAAGCUUUUACAGUGAAUGGACAUUUACAUAGACACAUGAGAAUUCACACGAGAGAGAAACCUUUCAGCUGUUCAUUCUGUGAGAAGGCUUUUACAGAGAGUGGACAUUUAAAGGCACACAUGAGAAUCCACACAGGAGAGAAACCAUUUAGCUGCAUUGUCUGUGAGAAAGCUUUUACAGUGAGUGGAAGUUUACAGAAACACAUGAGAAUCCACACAGGCGAGAAAUCGUACAGCUGCUCAGUCUGUAUGAAAACUUUUAUACAAAGUGCAAAUUUACAAGCACACAUGAGAAUCCACACAGGAAAGAAACCAUUUAGCUGCUCAGUCUGCGAGAAAGCUUUUACAGUGAGUGGACAUCUAGAUAGACACAUGAGAAUCCACACAGGCGAGAAACCGUUUAGCUGCUCAGUCUGUAAUAAAGCUUAUAGAGUGAGUGGACAUUUAAAGACACACAUGAGAACCCACACAGGAGAGAGGCCGUAUAGCUGCCCUCUCUGCGAGAAAACCUUUGCAGUAAGUGGAGUUUUACACAACCACAUGAGAAUCCACACAGGAGAGAAACAAUUUAGCUGCUCAGUCUGCAAGAAAGCUUUUACAGUGAGUGCACAUUUAGACAGACACAUGAGAAUCCACACAGGAGAGAAACCGUUUAGCUGUUCAGUCUGUAAGAAAGCUUUUAGAGUGAGUGAACAUUUAAAGACACACAUGAGAACCCACACAGGAGAGAGGCCGUAUAGCUGCCCUCUCUGCGAGAAAGCAUUUGCAGUAAGUGGAGUUUUACAUAAACACAUGAGAAUCCACACAGGAGAGAAACCAUAAAGCUGUCUGAAGUGGCGCUCUAGUCUUAAAGGAGAGCAGAGAACCUUAGUCAGGUUCAAACACUCGACAAAUGAAUGAAGUCUUUCAAAAUGAUGUGACGUGCCAUACUCUGUGGGUCUAGGUAACACUUUAUAAUAACCGUCACAAAAAAAUUGUAAAUUGAUAGCUAACACUAGUUACUAGAAUUGCCGUAAGUGGUCAUUUUGAGUGCCAGACCCCAAACUCUAUAAUCUGUCGUGGUAAAUACGUAAUUGUGAUAUUAAUGCAUUUAUUGUUUUAGGGUGUCUUUAAAAAA